Messenger RNA from Colletotrichum destructivum, 3082 nucleotides. RefSeq names its product Putative winged helix DNA-binding domain superfamily. NCBI's taxonomy places the organism in Eukaryota, Fungi, Ascomycota, Sordariomycetes, Glomerellales, Glomerellaceae. The transcript is spliced from 3 exons. The record is from RefSeq and is a predicted model, not a curated record. Bases 462 to 2579 code for a protein of 705 amino acids.
GCUUCCCUCCAUCUCCGCUACUCUUCCUCCAGUUCUUGAUCCCGACAUCUUUCCCUCACCUUCACCUCAUCAUCCUCAUCCUCACUGCCUUCGAGGCAACAUUCUUUCCCUGCUGCUCAUGUCACCGUGGUGAAUUCGUUACUUUAGAUAUCCUCUUCCGUCGGAGAAAGGGAGUCUGCAGCCCCAAGUACAUCACCCCCCCUUCCAUCCACUGCUGGCGAAACCAAAAAACCCCCCAACUCGACUUGCCAUGACAAUGUGACGUCCUGCCUACCUGCGCCCCAUCACCCGCCUACGAGAAUAAUAUACGCAGCUCAGCCACCCAACCCGACAACCUCUUUCCUUCCUUUCUCGACCAUUCAAUUCAACUGCACCCGCUCUCCCCUUUCUGCUACACCUUCCGAGCCGAACUGGAGCAUGCAAGGUGCGAGUGCGACCGUCCUACAACGCAACCACUUCGCAUGACCCGAGAAAAAGAGAGACCCACGAUGCCUUCGCUCAAGGUCCCGGAAACCGGCCUCAUUCUUGAGAGCUCGGCCGCCUCGGGCAACCCUGUACCUCCACAGGCCUUCACCAUCAACCUCUCCGACAAUGUUCUUGAGGACAUGAUCAAGUGCGUUCAGAGUGGUGAGGACCUCCAGUUAGCCCUGGGGAGCAGCCCGAUGUUGCUCUACGGAUCUAGCUCCCAUACCCUUUCUCCGAUCCGCGAUCCCUUCUCUCACGACCUCUUCCUUACGAAACCCUUUGAAUCAACGAAACGAGCUACGCGGUUACCACAAACCUCUUCACUGUGGAAGAAGCUACCCGGCCCCGAUGUCCCCAAAAAGACCGAGCAAGUCAAAGCGAAGGGCGCCCCUUCGACUUCGUCGUCCGGCAUGGACUCGGAUAUAGAGAAUCUGCAGAACUCCAUCGCCGCGGCGACUGCGUCGAAGAAGCAGUCGCGGGUCAUGGAUAGGUUAGCACCGGCGAACAACAAGAAGGCCACGGGGAAGACGGCCAAGUCGAAGCUACUGUCAAGUAUGGCAUCUUACGGCAACGGAGGCGGCAAAUCCUCGCCAUCGGGAUCACCGGCUCUGGUAGCCGUCAGCUCGCCGUCAACAAACCCUGUCUUCUCGUCGUCUCAACAGGUUGUCGAGAAAUUCAAGGAGCAGAGGUCGAUGAUCGUCCACGAGCUGGCGGUACAGGAACGGCCCUACGAUUAUUUGGAAAGCCUCUGGGAGGGCAAAGAGGAAGACUUCAGGCCCGCCCUGGAGAAGGUGGCUCAGUUCGAGCCGGACACGCAAAUGUGGGCGUUGCGAAAAAAUUACUGGAGAGAGUUGGAUGUGUGGAAAUACGAUUAUGAUACCCAAGAUACCCGGCAGAAGGCGAUCGACAACGCGAUCCGACAGUUCGACAAGAUGCGGCUGGCAACAACGGAGAUUGAGUGGCAGAAGCUCCUACCGAGGGAAGAACGAGGAAAGGGUAAGAUCCUCAGCAAGCUGCAGGCGAACAUUGCCAAAGCUUCUUCGGCUGCACCGCCACCCAAGAUCAAGGUCAGUGACGCAACAAGCGACAACGGCGACGAGGAUGUCCUCAAGACAAAGGGCGGUGAAACAAUGUCACGGUCGUCGUCGAACCCGCUACCCGCGAAACCUAAGAAGGCCGCCGACUCCCAGGUCAAGCGCCUCUUGUCGACGAACAAAAAAGCUAUCACGCCCAAGGCUGCACCGAGCAAGACUAAAGAGAGAGCACCCGCCUCCAGCAAGAACGGCCGCGUUCUUUCUGCAGAGUUUGUGACCAACUCAGACUCGGACUCCGAGUCUUCAGAGGACAAGCCCAUGGCAACCAUCGUGGCUUCCAAGGCUAGACCCACACCUUCGGCCACGCCUGUCCUCAAGAAGAAGGCUGAGGCACCUGCACCAAAGCCAAAGAUUGCCGUACCCAAGCCAAAGCCCAGGCCGGUCGACAAGCCGGCGGAGCGACCAGUGGAGAGAUCGACUGAGCGACCUAGGGACAAGUCUCCUCAGCCUCGGCGGGAAGCCGUUAAGACGGCCAAGUCACAGCCACCUAAGCGUGAGCGGGAAGAAGAAGCAGACGACAGCAGCUCCAGCUCUGGCGCUCCCCUGGCCAAGCGCGCGAAACCCAAGGCGCCGAUCAAGGCACCCGUCAGCCUCAAGCAACGCCCCGCAGAUGUCUCUCUUGCUUCAUCCCGCAACUCGUCUGGCGUCUCUUACAAGAGCAAGAACACAUCACCGGCCAAAUCUUCGCCAUUGGCUUCGUCACCGCCAACGAAUGCAUCGGAGCUUGAACACUCAGCACCGCCCAAGAAGCGCAAAGUCAUGGAAUCGUCCGACUCCACCGAGAGCGCCCGGACCAAGCCAGCCCCCAAGCGUCAACGCGGACUCAGCCCCGACCUGGUCACCAAGGCCGCGCGUUUCAAGGCAUUCUAUGAAAAGUAUGAGACACUGCACUGGGAGAUCGCCGACAUGCGCAACCCGCCCCAAGAGAAGAUGCACGAUCUCCUCGAGAUGCGCGAGCGGCUGAAAACGAUGAAGACGGAGAUAUACAAGGAAUGCCCGCCUGCAAUUGCAGUCGCUUAGAAGGUGACCAAGGACGGACGCCCAAAACUGCUCGACGAGAUCCAUGGAUCGACAACGAUUACGGCCAAGAAGGGUACGGCGAAAAGAGAGAUAUUAUGAUACCGGGGUUGGUGGUUUUCUUUCACAAGCGAUUAAUUCUUGGGAACAUCUCGCCGAAAUCCUGGAUAGGACGGCCGCAUGAAAGCAUUAGCAACAGCGAAAUCAUUUUCCUCCUCUUUCCUUUUUAGUUAUUUUUUAUGUGUGUGUGACCGGGACGGCAUCCAACAAAAGGGACGGAAUGGUCAUCGCCGACCAGCAUAUAGGACUGCAUGGACUUUUAGGGAAAACCCCCAACUGGAGCAUCAUGGACAUGGGCCAGAGCUUCCCGUCUUUGGAGAUACUCCUCCCUCGUCCACCGUUUGCUUGUUUUUUUCUUUCUGCCUUAUCAAACUUUUGUUUUGAUACCAGAUGGUAGUCAACUACAGAGAGACACAUACAAAUGAAGUGAAAAUUGAUCUUGAAGA